Molecule: messenger RNA, 2214 nt
Organism: Antechinus flavipes (yellow-footed antechinus)
Lineage: Eukaryota; Metazoa; Chordata; Mammalia; Dasyuromorphia; Dasyuridae
Gene: IDI1
Product: isopentenyl-diphosphate delta isomerase 1
Exons: 5
Coding region: 92-1009 (305 amino acids)
Biological process (GO): isopentenyl diphosphate biosynthetic process; isoprenoid biosynthetic process
Cellular component (GO): cytoplasm
Molecular function (GO): isopentenyl-diphosphate delta-isomerase activity
Source: RefSeq, a predicted model, not a curated record
GGAAGGACGCCUCCGCUCUCGCCUGCUGUGGAGCCAUCAGGCGAUCGGGCUACGUGAAGCUCAGAACGGUCCGUAAUUGGUCGGCACGAAGAUGUGGCGCGGCGCGGGACGGCUGGCGUUGGCCCGAGCGCUGGAGGGCGGGGCCUGGGCCUCCGCCGAGGGGCGGGGCCGGGGCGCGUCCCCUUUUCUCCCUGUCAGCUGUAGCCGUUUUAGUACGGUGAGUGCCGGCUUUUCGUCCGCCAGUGCAGUCAGCGUAGCGAAGUCGCAGCUCCGGACCCUCAGCGAGAGCGCAGGCUUCUUGGGAAGGAUUAAACAUAGUGUCACGAUGCCAGAAAUAAAUACUGACAAUCUUGAUGAACAGCAAGUUCAGCUUCUUGCAGAGAUGUGCAUUCUUAUUGAUGAAAAUGAUAACAAAAUUGGUGCAGAAACAAAAAAGAAUUGCCACCUGAAUGAAAACAUUGAUAAAGGAUUAUUGCAUAGAGCUUUUAGUGUCUUCUUAUUUAAUACAGAAAAUAAGUUAUUACUGCAGCAGAGAUCAGAUGCUAAAAUUACUUUUCCAGGUUGUUUUACAAAUACUUGUUGUAGUCAUCCAUUGAGCAACCCAGGAGAACUGGAAGAAAAUAAUGCCAUAGGAGUAAGACGGGCAGCUCAGAGACGGUUAAAGGCCGAAUUAGGAAUCCCCAUGGAACAGGUUCCUCCAGAAGAUAUUUCCUACCUAACACGAAUCCACUACAAGGCACAGUCUGAUGGGAUAUGGGGAGAACAUGAAAUUGAUUACAUCUUGUUUGUGAGGAAGAAUGUAACCUUAGAUCCUGAUCCCAAUGAGAUUAAAAGCUAUUGUUAUGUGACCAAAAAAGAAUUAGAAGAACUCCUGGAAAAAGCAGCUAAUGGUGAAAUUAAGAUUACACCAUGGUUCAAAAUCAUUGCAGACACUUUUCUUUUUAAAUGGUGGGAUAACUUGAAUCACUUGAAUAAAUUUGUUGAACAUGAGAAAAUUCAUAGAAUGUAAAAAUGGGUUGGGAAAACUCCACAUUAAAGUUGUUUUAAAAUUACUUUGUUCUCUUUUAUGAGGACCAUUAUAAAUAAUAUGCUAUUUGAAUAUGUAGAAAGACCAUUGGCUUGGUGACUGUAAAUUAUAUGUUUUCAGUACUCACAUGGCCAGAAGGUAUAUAUACAUGGGGAAGAUUUUUUUUUAAACUUAAAAAUAAAACCACAUUUGCCUGCAGACCUACUCAUAGCUAAACUAAAUUCUUUUUUUUUUUUAACAUGUGCCUAAAAAUCGAUUUGUGGCAAAUUUAUAUAAAUUAAGUUUUACUAUAAUUGGAACAGACUUUUUCAAUAUCUAAGUUUCUAUAAUGGUUUAGAUAAAAAAUAUUUGUCUAAAAGGAUAGAUUUACUUCUAAAAUAAUUACCUUUUUAUCUGCUUGACUUUUGAAACAUGUUAAAAUAAUUUCAGUAUAACUGUAUUGAAUUAGUGUAGAAGACUUUAAGAACAAUGGUGAUGUCUCAAAGAUUUGGUUUCUUUACCUCUAUUCUGGGUAAAAAUAGGGGUUAGAAAGUCUGGAAGUGGGCCUUUAAAAAAAAAGGAAGUAAAAGUAGAUUUAAGUUUUAGAACUACUCUUUGUAUAAAUACUUGAAUUCAGAUAGCACUGUUCUAGGGGGAAAUAACAGGACAAAACUUUUUUUUUUUUUUAAGCAGUUUUUCAACUAGGCAGAUUUUUCAUAGCAGAGUUUUAAAAAUCAGAGUGACCACAACUAUUCAUGAACUAAGAAUGUGGUUCAGAAAACAUAAGAGCAUGACUUGAUUAUAGAAAAGAACUUCUAUUGUAAGAUAGUAUAUAGCAAAAUGUUCUAAGCACCAGCCUGAUCCAAGUAAAUGUAGGUUGUUGAGCUAAUAAAAUGUGCAAUUUUAAAUUUUACCUUCUGAUUUCUUUUUAUACCAUUGGAAAUCUUGGGACAUUCCAUUAAUCUUAAAAGUUAUAAUCUAACAAAAGAUGAAGAGAAAAUUUAAAAUUUGCUUCUUAAACCUAUGAUAAUGGGGUUAGGGGAGGGAAAAUCAUAUGUCCUUAAACUUUAACAUGUAUUUAUUUUAUAGUUUUUAAAUAAUUGAACUUUUUUUUUGUUCUCCUAAUCUGUAUACAGUAUAACAUGAUGGACUUAUUUUACUAAACAAAGCAUAAAUAAAAUCAAUAAAAAAAUUUUCACAUUCUUUAA